Messenger RNA from Arachis stenosperma, 390 nucleotides. RefSeq lists its product as uncharacterized. The record is from RefSeq and is a predicted model, not a curated record. Bases 1 to 390 code for a protein of 129 amino acids. Gene Ontology annotation, biological process: rRNA processing. Lineage: Eukaryota; Viridiplantae; Streptophyta; Magnoliopsida; Fabales; Fabaceae. The transcript is spliced from 2 exons. Gene Ontology annotation, cellular component: cytoplasm; cytosol. Gene Ontology annotation, molecular function: rRNA (guanine-N7-)-methyltransferase activity.
AUGAAUCUCACCGCAGUCAAAGACGCCAAGAAAGUCAUAGAGAGGAACGUCGAGGAGUCGCUCGCGGUCCUCCCUCCUCUUUGGGAUUGCUACCGCACGCGCUACGGCGGGGCACCAUCACAUGAGAAGCUUAGCCUCGUGGACGUUGGAACAGGUGCUGGUCUUCCCAGAGUUGUUUUGGCCAUAGCUUGUCUAGUUGGUGAGACAGUUAUACAAACGCUUCUAAAAGCUGAUUUAGUAAAGCUACAGAAUGGUGCAAGCAUUCAGCAGUAUAUAUCAUUUGGUGAUGUAGAGGAUGGUGAGCUUAGCUUCUUGAAGUUUGAGUCGUUUUCUAUGUUUCACUGUAAAGUGUUCCUUGAGUCACUAUUUGAUGAACUUAUGAACAUUUAA